Messenger RNA from Anneissia japonica, 4110 nucleotides. RefSeq names its product exocyst complex component 2-like. Gene Ontology annotation, cellular component: exocyst. The transcript is spliced from 28 exons. The coding region runs from base 156 to 2963 and encodes 935 amino acids. Gene Ontology annotation, biological process: Golgi to plasma membrane transport; exocytosis. NCBI's taxonomy places the organism in Eukaryota, Metazoa, Echinodermata, Crinoidea, Comatulida, Comatulidae. The record is from RefSeq and is a predicted model, not a curated record.
AAGAGGGCGUGUUCCGGUUCUUGAAAAUAAUAAAAAACAAAAACAAGGUCCUUACUGGUGCCUAGCCCAACGCUGAUUAUUUCCGGUUACUAGCAUUAAGAUACUACGAACAUUGUAGUACAAGUAGCAUAUGUCUGUUUUUGAAGAGUUCCAAUAUGGCUAAUAAAAAGGGGAAGGUACCCCCAAAAGUCACUGGUCUAUCACCUAACCAAGGGCCUCCUGGCACCAAAGUAACAAUUCGGGGUGAAAAUUUGGGUAACAGCUCCAAGGAUUUAGUUGGCUUGUACAUCUGUAAUGCAAAUGUAUUGUUAUCAGCCGAAUGGCACUCUCCAUCCAAAAUUGUCUGCCGCACCACCAACUGCAAAGGUAAUGGGGAUGUCAUAGUCGCCACUAAAUCGGGCGGUGUCGGUACUAGCACGGUCAAAUUUCGUGGACUGAACAUCAUCCCAGGACCACUUCAGGAAGUGGCAAUCUGGGUUGAUGAGCCCAUGCAGUUUGAGAAGCGUAUCGGAACUGUCAAUCGACCAUCAUCACCUCUGCAUGUUGGGAAUCGUGAUGACCCAUUAGGUCUUUCUGUUGAAAGUCCAUUGCAAUUUACUGAUGAAGAAUUACAGAAAAUGUUUCCAGGAGGUAGUGGUAACUUUGCACUCAAGACCUUUGAACCGGUUUGGUUUCUUAUUGAAAAUCAUAAUGCAACAAGCUUUGAUGAUCUGAAGGCUGGAUUGGUUCAUUUGAGGAAGCAAUCAGCCAAUCAAAAGACAGAGGGUCCACAGAGCUUCAUUAAAACCAACUUAGGCACAUUUAUGAAUUGUCAGGAUAUUUUGACUACGAUUCAUUCAAGCUUAAUGGAGGAUGAAGUAACUGAAGACCCUGACACAAAAGCACCAGCUGCUCUCCUUGAAAGUCUUCUUGUAGAAUGUGAUGAAAGUGCUCAGAAGAUUUUCCGCAAGAUUCUACGAAACAAGGCUUUGGCAGAUUCAACAAGAAAUGCCCUCAACGUCCUCAAUCGUUUCAAAUUUCUUUUCCAUCUGCCAAUCAACAUUGAAAGGAAUAUUCAGAGUGGUGAAUAUGAAGUUGUGAUCAAUGAUUAUGCAAAAGCCAAAUCUCUGUUUGCAACUACUACUGUAACAGUGUUUAAACAAAUUUAUGAGGAAGUUGAGAAUAAGAUUGUACAAUUCAGAGAGCAACUGAGGAAGAGGUUAAUGGAACUGCCAUCAACGAUGGACGAACAAAAGAAGUUAAUAAAGCACCUGGUAGAAUUAGAGGCCCCUGGGGAUCCUGCAUGGGACUGCAUCAGCAACCAGCAGAUCUGGCUAAUGAGCCUACUUCACACCUGCAAAGAUAACCACCUACAAAUGGGUGAAUGUAGCAUAACAGCCGAGCAGACCAACACUCAGAUGAUACGAAUUGUCAACGACAGCCGACAGCGCCCAGGAGCUGGGUCCACACCUGCUGAAUGUGAUGUAUCAGAUGGUAAGUUUUCUCUUCCAAGGAAAGUUCUCUUCCUUGAAGAACUGUUGGAAAUCCUACAGGAGACUUUUCCAGAUUUCUGUAAACUUGGCCAAGCAUACUUCAAUGGAAAUAUCAUCAUUGAGACAAGUGGCAAACCAAUGAAAAUAGAUACAGACAAAGCACCAGUUUUCAAGGAAAUGUCAGUUGACCAGGGUCUAAGUGAACAGUUGAAUACAUUUGAUAAAAUGGUUUCGGAAAUUCUAAAGCUUCUAUCGAACCUUGUGAGGGCAGCAUUUCUGCCAGAGUCUCUUUCAAAACUACCGAAGCAUGAACAGGACAAAUAUGGCAUGUGGAAUGAAGUGACCCAUGAAAGUGCCUCUGCAUGGCUACCACAGUGUGUCAGGAAAUUAAGGUCAAUUGUGACAACUCUGUCGUCCCUUGAUGUGCCGUCUGCUGCACUGGAGAAUCUGAAUGACCUCAUCACUGACCUGCGAGUCCACUGUAUGGUGAAGCUGUUUGAAGAGGCAGCUGAUGAGGUUCAUGCUUUGAGUUCAAGAGAAACCUGGCAGCUUCAGGUUGAUGACAGUGGCGGAAUUACAAGUUUGCCUUUAUUGUUUGAAAGUGUUAUCAUGGAAACGUUACAACACCUUCAUGAGGUUGUGAACUGUGCUUGGAAAGGAGAAACUGAUAUUUUCAUGGACUAUGACGUACAGCAAAAAGCAGUGGCACUUUGUGUUCAGUCACUGAAUGCCUUUUCAACUACUUUAGAUAAGCUAGCCUUUGAAGGAGACAAUGGAGAUGAUAGUAGAGUCAAAAGUGAUUCUAAUAAUUACUCCCAGAGUGUCUUCUUCACGGAGGAUACACAACCCUCAGUUGAACAGUGCUUAGUUAUCAUGCUUAGCAACUGUAGCUAUGUGUCUCAAAACAUUAUUCAUCAACUUAAGGAGCAAUUUGAUAAGCAUGGAUACCCAAAAUCACAAGAAGUAGAAAAUAAUGCCCUAGAAUCCUAUGCUGAACUUGAUGAAAAGAUCUUUGAAGCUUACUGUGAGCAAAAGAUUGAACCUUUGAUAGGGGCUCUGGAGCAGGGCAUGUAUGCUGGCAAUAUGGACUGGAAUGACUGCCCUAGACCUACAGGAGUGCGAAACUAUGUUAAAGAAGCUGUGAUGAAGUCUAUUGCAAUCCAUGCGGAGAUUCAUGCAAUUGCGCCUGCAUUCCUCAUGCGUGUUAUGACGGAAGUGUUCACAGCAUUAGCGGAGGAGUUGUCACGUCUAAUGAGCUGUAUUCCUAAGUUCAGUCAGAAUGGUGCUCUGCAAGCUAGGCUUGAACUCUCUGCUCUGCACAACUCUUUGUCGCCCUACAGGAAUGCUGCCACCAGUGGUUCAUUUACUGAAGCAAUCAGUGUUAUUCCAGAUCUGCGAAAUGAGAAAGAUAAAAUUUACUUAAGUGAACUUCUGAACCGCUACAAAAGUGAAAUGCAAUUUCAAAUGAUGUGCUUCACCGAUGACAGUUGAUAGGUGUAAAUUUUUACUAUGGUGGGAUAUGGCUUAAAUAGGGAUUUUUAUGAAGUGACAGGGAGGGUGGGGUUUUAGUUUAAAAAAUUAAGGGUGGUAUGUCUUUUUAUAAGCAGGGAGGGUAGGGUGAAGUUUGAAAGGCAGAGUGGGUGGCCUAUGGUCAAAGUGGCAAGAGAGGGGCGGUGUGCUUUCAAGGCCAGGAUGGGUAUGGGUGUGGUUUGAAUGGUAUUCCAUGUACAGUAGGUGUAGUGUGAAAGGCAGUGUUGAUAGGCUGGGUGAUAGUGGAGAUGAUAUGAUAAGAAAUGCCAUGUAGUGAUAUUUUUAAACCACAUUAUAGGACUUAGCCAUGUGUCACCAAGAGGUCAUGACAUUGAGAUCAACGCUGAUCAUUCAUCUUCACCCAGGAGUAUAAAUGUGUAACUGAUAGGAGGGGAAUUCUUUGGAAUGAAAAUAGUAGUGCUGAUUACAUGCAUAACUCAGAAUAUAUACCAGGAAAUGGAGGAAGUGGCACAUUGUGCAAGAUGGAUUCUGCAGGGGUGGAUCCAGAGAUGUCCAAAAUCGGGGGCCGAAUGUGGGGCUGAUUGAGAUAACACUACCCUAGGGGUCUGGGGGAAUGUGCCCACGAAAUUUAUGUUUUCUAGACGCUCGAAAAUAACUUCUGAGGUGUUGUUGUUGUAGGUGAUCAAUUAUUUCUUUUUCUUUUUUUUUUUUUCUGUUUUUCUUUUACUUUUCAAAGGGUGGGACAGGGGCAGCUCAGCUCCCCCCACUAAAUCCCCCUCUUCUGUACAGUGGCGUCCCUGCAAAAAUCAUGCUCAAGUAGUUAAAAAUCACCUGAAAUCACUUUAUUUCACGAGCUAGCAUCUGUUCACCUAAUCAUUGAAUCUCCCAGAUCCAUUUCAACAUUUUAAGACUUCUAGAUACGCCCCCGACUCUGUAUCCAACGACCAGGGUAAACCACCUUGAGCAAUUCUUUCUGAGAUGGACAUGUGCACUACAGUAUAUGUUAUUUUUAUUAUUAGUUUAUAAAACAUAAAUUUGCUUGUGGAAGAAUAGUAUGUAUUUUGAUACUGAACAGAUAAUCCAGUAUAAAUAAGAAAUACAGUAAAUAAAGAAAUAUUAUAAUAGAAAAAUAUUGAAGAAAAAAAAA